Candidozyma pseudohaemuli is the source of this 2415-nucleotide messenger RNA. RefSeq names its product ubiquitin-protein ligase. The transcript has a single exon. NCBI's taxonomy places the organism in Eukaryota, Fungi, Ascomycota, Pichiomycetes, Serinales, Metschnikowiaceae. The record is from RefSeq and is a predicted model, not a curated record. The coding region runs from base 1 to 2415 and encodes 804 amino acids.
AUGGUGGACAGACAAACCAUUCUAUUAGUCAUCAUUAUGGUGAUGCUAUUUACCUUGCCUCCAGGCUCAGAUCAACCAUUGGCCUCGGAGGAUAGGGCCGUUCUACAAAAAUUCAAGUCUAGCCUUAUUCAAAGCCGAAAGGAGGUGCUAGAUUCACAGUAUUGGCUAGGGUAUGGGAACCUUACAGGUCUAAAACUCUCUUAUCAAGACAAUCUUGAAAAGAAGAAUGUUCUGCUAUGGCCAUUUCGUGAAUACUCGAAAAAGAACCCUUGGCAGGAGAGGGAACAGGACAGUUUAUUACCGGAUGUGGUGAGUAAGCGAGUCAAGGAGAAUUGGGGAAAUGAUCCUGUGCUUUCUCAUGAUGAUCAUGCAUAUCCUCUCAACAUAUCCGGUCACUUGUACGGUGAUUUCGAUGUUGUAAAGCCCGACAAAGCUCUCAAACCCUUCCGCAUGAGGCUACCGAGGUAUUUGAAGGAUUACUACCUGCUUUAUAAGCAAGAGAAGUAUGAGGAAGAGAGACAAAGAUACGAGCUGGACCCGGAAUCAAACUCUCCUCCUCAGGAAAUAGAAGGCAGCAGAGAGAAGGCUGGCAACAUCACCACUUACAAGGAAGGUAUUAUAGAGCUUGAGCUACAUUCCUUGGGUUAUAACUUCAUGAACCCUGAGCUAGCCGACUUCGUAAAGCUGAAUCCAAAAUCCAAAAUUGAUGACUCAGUGGUGGUCACAAUGAGCAUGAGUUUGAAAGACUAUCCUGAGAAGCAUGAUGAUGAGUUCAAAAUGUUGGGAGUGUAUUAUCAGUCUACAGGCGCCUUAAUAGCUUCGACAAAGUCAGCAAAGUUUGAAGGCGGGCAUGCACUUCCUCACUUCACGAUGAAUGAGGAGAAUUUCAAUAUCUCUAAGGCUCUCAUGAGCCAAAUUGUAAAUGUUACCGACAUUGAACAAGAGGUAUCUAUUGAUGAUAUGAAUAACGCAAUUGAAAGAUCUCAGGAUCAGUGUGAGUACAUCUCGUACUUCCAGCUUGAGAGAACAGAUUUCACCAAAGAUCAGCUUCGAGCAAUAGAUGACGAGCUUCUCCUGCCACAGGGGGCGCCCAUACCAAAAAAGCUACCACAAUUGGAGAUCUCACAUGCAAUCGUAUAUUCACCAGAUUGUGGUAUACUUUUAGAGAACAAGAAAUCGGAGGUGUUUUCUGGUCUCCGUCUGGAGAUCUCAAAAACCAGAUCCCGUCAGAUGGCAAUAGGCGUCUUGCUUCUAGCUGUAAUUGAGCUCAAUCUUUUAUUGAGGCAAAUGAAACGUUGCAGAAGCCCGGGACAACUUUCUAAUGUUUCAUCAGUAACCGUGUCAUUGCUAGGUUUCUGGACGCUGGUGACACUCGUUUACUUCUUGUUGAGAUCUUUGCAGCAAAGUGAGUUAUACAUAUUAUUGACUUGCGUUUCUGUGAUAGCUUCGAUACUUUGUCUACACGAAAUGAGACUUUUGGUUGGUAUUUUCACUGCACAAGAGAACGAGAGAGGAACUAAUUGGUGGGAGAUUUUGAGAGGGUCGCUGGUGGAAGGCCAAAGCAAUAGAGAAGGUGAGGCUGCGCCGGCUGGUGGGGAUCAGCCCAACGAGGAGGCAGUGGCGGCACCUGUCCCAGCUACCACCGCCGCCACAGCGGCUCCACAAGUGAAUACGGUGCAGCAACUCUCUGAUGAGGCUCGCUACCCUAACAUGAUUUUCUUUGCUGGGUUUGCCUUGACAUGCAUAGCAAUGAUGUUGAUCUCGAGUAUUACAAGAUGGAGGAUUUCAUACAGAAGAACAGCUGAGUAUGUCAUCUUGAUAUUUUUCAAUUCCUACUGGGUUCCUCAAUUCUUCCGGAGCACAUUGAAAAACAGAGUUCGUGUGUUUCUGUGGGAGUAUGCCAUCGGUACGUCACUUGUUCGGUUUAUUCCUGUUUUCUACAUGUGCCUUGAUAAAAACAACGCAAUCCGUCACCAUUAUGAUCCUGUUAUGGCCGUGGUGGUAUUCAGCUGGAUUUUUACACAGCUCUUCUUCUUGUACUUGCAAGACUGUUUGGGUGCUAGGUUCUGGGUAAAGGAUAAGUGGUUACCUGAGCAGUACAACUAUCACCCAAUCAUCAGCAUCAAAGAUUUGGAAAGUGGAUUUUCGCUGGACAUUUUGGCCAACAUGAAGCCUCAGACUGCUGACAAGGACCUAGCAAUUUGUGAUAUAGAUUGUGCAAUUUGUAUGUCCACACUUCAGGUUCCUGUUGUCUCUGGAGAGGUUCUGUCGGUGUCCAAGAAAAAUGUUGAUAGCAUGAUGAAGGAAGUCAUGGUGACACCAUGUCGCCAUAUUUUCCACGGCAAGUGUUUGGAGGAUUGGAUGGUCUACAAGCUUCAGUGUCCGGUGUGUCGUUGCCCCUUGCCUCCGGUCUAA